Molecule: messenger RNA, 6638 nt
Organism: Musca domestica (house fly)
Lineage: Eukaryota; Metazoa; Arthropoda; Insecta; Diptera; Muscidae
Product: bromodomain-containing protein DDB_G0270170
Exons: 7
Coding region: 859-6177 (1772 amino acids)
Source: RefSeq, a predicted model, not a curated record
AGUUUAAUGCAGGAUUUCCAUAGAAAACGAACAAGGCGCGCGCGAUUGACACGUUAACGGAGUGAAUACAAAAAAGGUCCCGGAGACCCAGCCAAAAGAGUUCGAAAGUGUCAAAAUUAAAGAGUGAAAAGAGGUGGAAAAUUUAUUGAUGAGAAUCAAUAAAAUGGCUGUGAAAGUUUUUCAUUUGGCCCUUUUCCAUUAGCAAAAAAUGAAAUUCAUGGCCAAAAUGGUGACAAAUUAGUGGCUCAAAAAGCAAAAGUGGCAAAGUUUCGUGAGUGUGUGAAAUAUUGAAAAAAUUACAAAAAAAAAAAAAUUGUCAUUUCAUUUAAUGGCUUUAUAAUGGCUGCCCGGUAGCCAAACCAACCAAAUCUGCCAUUUGAGAAAAAAAAAGAAAAAUUGUCAAGUCAGAAUUAUCAAUUCCAAUCAAUGUUAUCGUCAACGGCAGGCGACGACUCAGCUCGGCAAAGACCCAUCAACGACAACCCCAUCGCCAUCAGCAUCAGCAUCAAAGUCACAUCCAAAGCUUAAUUGUCAUCUUCUGCAGUAGAAGCCGUUGAAAUCCCCAAGCAAGCAAAAGAGUUCAAUAGUUGGGAUCUGAUGCAGAUGAAGAUAAGCCAUAGAGUCGUACAAGUACUUUUGCAUGUAUGACAUGGUGGUGAUGAAUCUGAUGAGUCUGAUGAUGACGAUGGUGAUGGCUUUGUCGAUAAUGAGGUUAUUGGUGUUCCUCCCUUAGGGUGGUUGCCAUGAUGCCCAGCUUUGCGGAGGAGGUCCAAAUACGAGAAACAAAUUAUUGAUUUAUAGAUUUCUUUCCUUCUGUGACUAAAAAUAACCCAAAGUGGAAUUUCAUUGCACAAAACAAUGUGGGGAUUAUGGAAUUAUUUCAAGCAGAGAGGAGGAAAAGAGAAGGCGACGAAAAAUGGGAUGUCGGGUGGUUUAAUGUCAUGUGUAAGGGAGAAUUCCCCACCCCUGGAUUUGGAUGCUUCCGGGCCAUUAUCACUGCCGGAACCGCGCAUUAAUACAUCCGAUUUGUACGAUAAUGUACAUUCAUCGUCAUCAUCAUCGCAUCAGAACAUAUUGUCCUCUACGCCGCUGGCGGCACAUUCAUCGAUACACUUGGAUGCAGCAACAGCAGCUGGCAGUGCCGGCAGUAAUCAUGGGGGUGGUGGGGAAGGUGUUCACACGUCAACACCUUUGGCCACCCCACCCAAUACAGAACAACAAAAACGUCGACGAUUUCAUCCGUUACGUAAUCUCAGGCGUAUUUUUCGACGACGUACCAUAACAACAACAAGCACAGCAACGCCAUCCCCUUCGGCUGGAGCAACAGAUACACCACCCACCUCAGCUGGUCUCCUACAGACACCGACGGCGCCCGCCAGCACCAGUACCAGUGAGAAGAAUCUACGCAGUGCCACUCUCUCGUCCGUUGCCUCAGUGGCAUCGGCUUCCUCACCCUCCUCACCGUUGACCCAUCAGCAGUUGCAUGACGCCUUUUUGACCCAAUCGCUGCCGAAAUCAAAAUCUUCCUAUAUCUCACUCUUGGGUGUGGGCAAACACAAAAGUCAUGAUCCAAAUUUAAAUGCCGAAUCGAAAAGCAAAUCGAAACAUAAAAAUAAAAAACAACAACAGCAGCAGCAGCAGCAACAACAAUCCAAAGAUUUUGACCAAUCCGUAGAUCCCACGGAAGAGGACGAAGAGAAUAUGUUUGGUACAACAACGGCACAGACCACGUCGUCAUAUCAUCAUCAGCAGCAGCAGCAUCAUGUGUCGAUGUCAUCGACCAGCUCCUCGUCGGUGAUGGGCGGGGGGAACAAAUCCUCGCUGCUUAAUCAAAGGCAAUCAAUAGGCGUGGCUGUUUUUCCCGGUGCCAUGCAAAGGAAUUUCUUUGCCGAACGUCAGAAGCUGCGCAGCGUUGGAGACUCUUCACAGGACUUGGAUAGCGGUAGUGGCAAUGACAGUGGCACCGGGGGUGGUGGUAGCGGCGGUGGUGGUCACACCAGCUUGGCGGCCAAGAACAGCAGUGCCAGUGGCGGUGAAAUGUCCGACAGUCAGAGGAGUUUGAGUGAAGGACGACUGAUUGAUAGUGACUAUUCCCGCGAUGGUCUCUCUCAAUCCCAUGACAGUGUAUUCUCAGAAUCCGCAACAGCCAGCAGUUUGUCCAUUGUACUAAAGGCCGAACUUGCCGAUGUCUUACGCAAACGACGCAAUCGUCCCGAUGCCUCCGACGAAGAUUUGGGCCUGCCACGCAGCCCUGCCUCACCGCAACGACGCGCCAUGGCCAAACCACCGAUGGGCGGCAACAUGCCCGGCAGUGGUGGCAUCACAUCGUCCACAUCGCUGCGCACCCACAAACAUCAAUCGAUGGAGAAACAAAGUGAAAAUUCCUCACUCAGUCUGCUGAGCAUGAACAGUGCCGAUGGCGAGGAAAUGAUGUUGACCUCAACGGCCAACAAUUCGACAACAUCCUCCACCGAAGUGGUACAGGAACGCGCCCGUUAUUCACGUUCCUCAACAAUGUCCAGCAUUUCGGUGUCAUCGGAUAUCCUGAGGCAUCGUGACAGUUCAUCGCUGAUGAGCGGUGGCGAUGAAGUGGAUCUAUUUUCAUCGGAUUGGCAGCGCUUGUCACAUUCGGCGGCGAAACAUAAAAUGGCCAUACGACCGGCCAAAAAGAAGGGUGGCCCCAGUCGGCAGCAUAGGAGGACAUUGGAGACUUCCAUACCCGAGGCCAAUGAGGAGCUAUCGAAAUUGACUAACAAAAAGUUAUUGGAUAUCAAAGAUUUGGAUAACAAAGCCAAGACACGUUCUCUCCCACCGGGCGUUAAUGCUGCCAAAAUUAUGGAAGAACACACUGCCUAUAAGGAGACAACAACAUCAAGCAAGUCUUCAGCUUCAGCAACAACUACAACAAAAACUAAAACAACAGCAGCAGCAACAACACCAAGUAAUCAACAAACGACCACGACAGCAGCAGCGGCAGCAACAUCUACGAAUAAUCUUUUCGGUUUUCGUUCGCUGUCAUCGAAGGCCUCAUCGCUGUUUGAAUCCAAAGAAUCCACCACUUCCUCAUCCUCCUCGAUGACCGUGGUGGAAGAGAAAAAAUCCGAAGUAUUAAAGAAAGCGAGCGACGAGCCCCUUGUGGAGGCCCAGGAAUCUGGAUUCCUACGCCGUCUAAUGCAUCGCAAUUCGAAACGUUCCAUUGCCAAAGCCAAUGCUGGUGAGGAUCAUGCAGAUACGGAGUCAGUAGAUGGCAAACCCAAUGAACCAAAGAAACUACAAAUGGGUACCGGAAAUAUGGAGGCCAAGUCAUAUACCACCAGCUCCACUUCCUCCUCCUCGUCGUUUAUCCAGGAUGUGACUCAAAGUGAAUUCUCCUACAUCAGUUCUCCGGUGCGGGUGAACCGGGUGGAGGAGAACUUCCAGGGUCUGAAAAAGAUGGAGAUGUUGAGUGAAAGCAGCAGGACUGCUAGCCAGCAACAAAUAAUCAAGGAGGAGCGUAUGGAGGAUGUGAUGAAUGUAAAACCCAAAUCUGGUCCGGCCUCGAGGCAACGUUAUUUGCCCCAAAAUAUUGGCAAUGAAAAUUUGAUAGCCACCCCCUCUCCCACCAAAGUUAAUAGGGACUCCAAGGAUUCAGGGUUGAAUAAGUCAUCUGGUAGCUCGGAAUUUUUGCAAUCCACUUCCAUGGUCCGGGAGAUUACCAAACAACAGCAGCAACAGCAACAAUACCAACAGCAGCAGAGCGUUGUACUGUCUCCCACCAAGCCGGAACACCAUUUCGAAAAGAAACCCAAAAUUGUGGGCCUCUCGGCCUUCCAACAAAAGAUUUCCAAAUCGAAUGAGUCCUUUGGCCGUAGCAACAACAAUAACACCACCACAACCACCAUUACUUCCAGCUCCAGUUCCUUGAACCAGCAAAGCAUGGAGACCGAGGAAUUGCUGGAAGAGGUGGAGUUGUGUGCCCCCGUCCGGGCCCAAAUCUAUGAACAGAAAUCACGUAAAUCUGUGGAAAAAUCCAAAAGUUUCCGGGCCUAUGGUGAGGAGAAGCCCAGUAUUACCCCAGUCCACAACAACAUGCCCAGCCUACCGGAUUUGAGUUUGAACCUAAGGGUACCCUACUACAGCAGGGAGUUUGUGAGCCAGGAAUCGGCCAGGGAAAUUCGAAAAGAGGAACAAUAUUUUGAAAAGCCCUCCGGAGUUUCCAUGGUCACGGUGUCGCCCACACCCUCGGCUGGCAGUAGAAAUGUCCAGGAAACGGAAAAUCAAAUUGAUAUGAUGGUCACUUCGCCCUUCAUUAGUGUAAUACGUAAAUCCGCCACCUUCCUGGAACAGGCCGAGAAAAUGGAAUCUACCAAAAUUAUGCCCGUCCGACCCACGGUAUUGGCUUUGAAAAAGGAAAAGUCUCUUAGCGAGGAUAAUGUCUUGAACUCUCCCUCCACGGCCAAUGUCAUGUUGCGGGAGAAGCCAUUGCAGAAGCAAAAUUUGCAUUUCUCCAGCAGCAGUGGUGGCCAAUUGGAACAGCCCAAAAUGGACAAUGAAAGGAAAUCGGCUCCAAAUCCCAUUACCAAGACAAAUGGUUUUCGUACGAAUUCCACACGGCGUUCCUCGAGCAUGGUGGAUUCAGCGGAAGAUGCCAAGUCUUCUGUGCCGGAAUUCAUGAAAAUCCAAUUGAAUCGGGUGGAUCCCAUGAGAUCGUCGAAGACCCAUGUGGUUUUGUCCAAAAAUGCCAAGGAAAGUGGCACCGCCACCAUGACUUCUGCUUUGUCACGAGAAUCCACACCCGACAAGGAUGAGGAUUUCCGACGCCUUAGCUCGGAGAGUGUGGAUAUCAAUGAACGCUCCUCACCGGAAAUGGAAAAACGUUUUCCCCUGGUCUACCAUGAAGCCAUCAACAAACAGGCCAAACUAAGUUUGGGUCUACCGCCCAAGAGUCCGCUUAAAAAGAUGACCACCGGAGCAGGAGGAGGAGCAGCAGCGGCUGUUACAAAUGUCCUGAUAUCAAACUCCUCUGCCUCCACGAAUUUACCCAUUACCCCCACCACACCGCCCACACCCACCAUCAAUGAAACCGAAAUGGAGACACAAUUCAAAAUGCCCGAAGUUUCGAAGACGACUCCGGAAACCAACACCAACUCCCUGUCGCUGCAAGAGCGAAGACGUCUCUUUAUGGCCGAGGAUAAGGCAAAAUUGGAGAAAAAGGUGGAGGAAUUGAAAUUUGAGCGAAAACGUUCCAUCAACGAGGAGCUGUGUCGGAAAUCUGUGAUGCAAAAAUCCGAAUCCAUGGAGGAAAAGGAAUCGCCCAGCGGAGAAGGUGGAGUAAUUCUAAGGAAGAAAUCCUUUGCCUCUUCCUCGUCACAUCUCUCCCUGAAUGGCAAUUCACUGAGUAGUAGCAACAAUAACAGCUGUUCCAAUUUGAAUAAGUCCUCAGAUCCUACACCGGAACUGAUGAAGGUCUUUGCCAGGCGUUCCUUGAAAAUCAAGGAUGAGGAUUUGGAUAAAAUGAUGAACAAUGGCAAUGUGAGCAACAACAGUAGUAGUAGUUGUGUUGCCAAUAAGAAAUUCUCUCUAGGCAAUACCUCCCUCUCCUCCUGCUCCUCCCCCUCCUCCAACAACAACAACAAUCCCAGUGUGGACAGUGAUAAAGAAAAUCAGUCAGCCAGUGAAGAAAAAUUGGACAAGCUAAGCAAAUUGGAGGUGCAGGAAUCGAAAAUCUCCAUCGGCAACUCAGCGACAAGUGUCAGCACGGUGAUCAACAAUCAAAGGAAUUCCUUGGCAGAUUUUAGGCAAAUGCCACAGAAGAUUGGCUCCACGGGCUUGGCCCUUAACAACAAUCACCUGAACUCUCCCACAAAUGGCAGUAUUGUAAAUCAAAAUAGUAAUAAUAGCAACAACAACAACAACAAAAACUUUUUGCCACCCAUUAAAAUUGCCGGCUUUAGGCAUGUGUCCAUGGAACGCAUUACCAAUAAUAACAACAACAACACCAUCUCCUGCAGUUCACCCGGCAAAUCUACGACUUUGGAAAGGCCUUCGGUGAAAUUGAGCGAAUGUCAAACGAAAACCGAUAGCACGAGUCCAUUGAUAAGCAAAACAAUCGAACGAUCGGCCACAGUUGGAGAAUUCAAGGGGAUACAUCAGCGCCGGGCCGAGUGGGAGCAGAGAGCCAAGGAGGCUUUAAAAUAAAUUCGACAAAGAUGAGGAAACAAAAAUCGAUUUCAAAUGAAAAAAAAAAAUACUCAUUUAAAAAAUUUUGAACCAAUUUGACCCCCCAUUUUCCCGCUCCCCCACUCUUAAGUAGCUCUUAAGGCUUAAAGCUCUGGAUAGGAAAAGAAGUAGAUAUCAUUAGCAAGCUUUAAAGCUUUUUCUAGACCACACCCAUGAACACCGUUUGGGAAAAAGUUUUCUGCAAAAGCUUGAAUUGUAAUAUAAAAAAAAUCACGCCCCUAAACUCCUCAUCCUCUUCCCCCAACACCCAAAAAAGAGAAAAUUUAAAAAUCAGUAAAUGGCCAAAAACUAUAUAAACCAUACUUAAUUUUAAGAACUAAACUAUUACAAAAAAAAAACAGAUUAAGAAAAAUUAUUAUUAUUUAACAAAUAUAUAGAACGAAUAACAAAACCUAAACCUUAAAAUUUAAAAUUUAAAA